Molecule: messenger RNA, 1379 nt
Organism: Canariomyces notabilis
Lineage: Eukaryota; Fungi; Ascomycota; Sordariomycetes; Sordariales; Chaetomiaceae
Product: glyceraldehyde 3-phosphate dehydrogenase
Exons: 3
Coding region: 363-1379 (338 amino acids)
Biological process (GO): glycolytic process; glucose metabolic process
Cellular component (GO): cytosol
Molecular function (GO): NAD binding; NADP binding; glyceraldehyde-3-phosphate dehydrogenase (NAD+) (phosphorylating) activity
Source: RefSeq, a predicted model, not a curated record
CGAAAUUGUAGAAAUCUAUUCAGACGUUUAUAUCUGCUCUUCAUCGUCAAGCCAUCUUUCCGUGAACAACAGCUGCCUUCAGAUACUCUGGUAAGCAAUUGAACACCUCCCCCACCAACCCCGCACCUCCAUCACCCCGCCUGUAUCGGACCUACUGCGCGCAAAGCGCGAACAGCAAUCUCAACCAAUUGCUGCCCGGUCCCGGACAUUGCAUCUGAGGCUUUUAGAAAAUUCCUUUCUUUUCCUGCAGCUUCGUCCAUAUUAGUUCUCCUACUUCACGAACCAUCACCUUGACUUCCCCUCUUCGUUGAGAACCUAUCGACUCCAAAGCUCGCUCACUUACGUUUCUGAUAUCAGACAAAAUGGUCAUCAAGGUCGGCAUCAACGGCUUCGGCCGCAUUGGCCGUAUCGUCUUCCGCAAUGCCGUUGAGCACCCGGAGGUUCAGAUCGUUGCUGUCAACGAUCCUUUCAUUGAGACCAAGUACGCUGAGUACAUGCUGAAGUAUGACUCGACCCACGGUCCCUUCAAGGGUACCGUCUCCGUCGAUGGCAACGACCUGAUCGUCAACGACAAGAGGGUCAAGUUCUACACUGAGCGGGAUCCCGCCGCCAUCCCCUGGAAGGACACCGGUGCCGAGUACAUCGUGGAGUCGACCGGUGUGUUCACCACUACUGAGAAGGCCAAGGCCCACCUGAAGGGCGGUGCCAAGCGUGUCAUCAUCUCUGCCCCCUCUGCCGAUGCCCCGAUGUACGUGAUGGGCGUCAACGAGAAGGCUUACGACGGCAGUGCCGAGGUCAUCUCCAACGCCUCGUGCACGACCAACUGCCUCGCUCCCCUUGCCAAGGUUGUUCAUGACAAGUUUGGCAUCAUCGAGGGUCUGAUGAGCACUAUCCACUCGUACACUGCUACUCAGAAGACCGUCGAUGGUCCCUCCGCAAAGGACUGGCGCGGCGGCCGUGGUGCUGCCCAGAACAUCAUCCCCAGCAGCACCGGCGCUGCCAAGGCCGUCGGCAAGGUUAUCCCAGAGCUUAACGGCAAGCUUACGGGCAUGUCUUUCCGCGUGCCCACCUCUAACGUCUCCGUCGUCGACUUGACCUGCCGUAUUCAGAAGGAGGCCACCUACGAGGAGAUCAAGGCCGCCAUCAAGGAGGCUGCUGAGGGUCCUCUCAAGGCAGGCAUUCUCGCCUACACCGAGGACGAGAUUGUCUCGAGCGACCUCAACGGCAACCCUGCCUCGUCUAUCUUCGAUGCUAAGGCCGGCAUCUCGCUGAACAAGAACUUCGUCAAGCUUGUCAGCUGGUACGACAACGAGUGGGGCUACAGCCGCCGCGUCCUCGACCUCCUGGCCUAUGUUGCCAAGGUUGAUGCCAGCAAAUAG